GCGGGAUAUUUAACGUUAGCCGCACCGGAGUGGAUGAUACAAACAGCGUAGAGAAAUGGCGGACGUCGAGGGACAAGGAGUUUGUUCCUCGGUCCCUCCGUUGCCCCAUCCUUCGUCCCGGAACGGCUCCGGCAGCGGCGACGUUACACCGGUCACCGGCGGCGGAGGCAGCUGCCAGACGGCGACAACCGUUACCUCGGGCCCGCGGCUAGUCCGGAUAGUGAAGUCUGACUCGGGCUACGGUUUCAACGUUCGGGGGCAAGUGAGCGAAGGAGGGCAGCUACGGAGCAUUAACGGGGAGCUGUACGCGCCGCUGCAGCAUGUCAGCGCCGUGCUGCCGGGAGGAGCCGCCGACAGAGCCGGUAUUUCGAAGGGGGACCGCAUCCUGGAGGUCAACGGCGUGAACGUGGAAGGAGCGACGCACAAGCAGGUGGUGGAUCUGAUCCGGGCCGGCGAGAGGGAGCUGGUCCUGGCCGUGCUGUCCGUCCCGCCGCAGGAGGCCGACUGCCUGGACCCCGGAGACGACGGGUCGGCUCAGUCCUGCUACGACUACUCCGACAAGCAGGCCGUGCCCAUCUCCGUGCCCAGCUACAAGCACACCGAGCUCAACCAUGAGAAGUUUGUGGUGUACAACGUGUACAUGGCAGGCAGACAGCUGUGCUCCAAGCGCUACCGGGAGUUUGUGAUCCUCCACCAGAACCUGAAGAGGGAGUUUGCCAACUUCACGUUCCCCAAGCUGCCUGGGAAAUGGCCUUUCUCCCUGUCGGAGCAGCAGCUGGACGCCCGGCGCAGAGGCCUGGAGGAAUACCUGGAGAAAGUGUGCUCUGUUCGGGUAAUUGGAGAAAGUGACAUCAUGCAGGAGUUCCUGUCUGAAUCAGACGAGAACUAUAACGGCGUGUCAGACGUGGAGUUGAGAAUAGCCAUGCCCGACAAAACCACGCUCACCGUCAGAGUUCGCAAAAACUCCACCACAGACCAGGUGUACCAGGCUGUGGUCAUGAAACUGGGGAUGGACAGCGUGACGGCGAGCUACUUCGCUCUGUUCGAGGUCAUCAACCACACCUUUGUGCGUAAACUGGCCCCCAACGAAUUCCCCCACAAACUGUAUGUACAGAAUUAUACCUCAGCCAUCCCGGGAACCUGCCUCACGCUGCGCAAGUGGCUCUUCACCACAGAAGAAGAGAUUCUGCUCAACGACAACCAGCUCGCCGUCAACUACUUCUUUCACCAGGCCGUGGACGACGUGAAGAAAGGCUUCAUCAAAGCUGAGCAGAAAUCUUAUCAGCUGCAGAAGCUGGCGGAGCAGAAGAAGAUGUCCAUGUACCUGAGUCUGCUCCGAGGAUGCGAAGGCUACAACGAGAUCAUAUUCCCCCACUGCUCCUGCGACUCCCGUCGUAAAGGCCACGUGAUCACCGCCAUCAGCAUCCACCACUUCAAGCUGCACGCCUGCACCGAGGAGGGCACGCUGGAGAACCAGGUGAUCGCCUUCGACUGGGGGGAGAUGCAGAGGUGGGACACCGACGAGGAGGGCAUGGCCUUCUGCUUUGAAUAUGCACGAGGGGAGAAGAAGCCGCGCUGGGUCAAGAUAUUCACACCUUAUUUUAACUACAUGCAUGAGUGCUUUGAGAGGGUCUUCUGUGAGCUCAAGUGGAGGAAGGAGGUGGAAGAAGAGGCGACAGACAAGGACAAUAAGAACUGCAGUAAAGAUGGUAUGUGUGGCAAGGUAAGGCUUUGCCUGCCUCUGUCCAGUCUAUGAUCCACUCAUACAGCAGUCUGGGUGAAUUCCUCUGAUUUUAACCGUAUCUGCACAGGACUGGUGUUACCUGAGGACCUCGUGUGAUUUAGAAGUUACCCCGCUAAAUCUGGGUUUUAUGUGCACAGGAUACGUC
This is a messenger RNA of Stegastes partitus (bicolor damselfish), 1889 nucleotides long. It is a transcript of the gene snx27b, whose product is annotated as sorting nexin 27b. Gene Ontology annotation, molecular function: phosphatidylinositol-3-phosphate binding; protein binding. The record is from RefSeq and is a predicted model, not a curated record. Gene Ontology annotation, cellular component: early endosome. NCBI's taxonomy places the organism in Eukaryota, Metazoa, Chordata, Actinopteri, Pomacentridae. The transcript has 12 exons. The coding region runs from base 56 to 1756 and encodes 566 amino acids. Gene Ontology annotation, biological process: signal transduction; intracellular protein transport; endocytic recycling.